This is a messenger RNA of Amaranthus tricolor (Joseph's coat), 1247 nucleotides long. RefSeq names its product adenylate kinase isoenzyme 6 homolog. The coding region runs from base 364 to 906 and encodes 180 amino acids. Lineage: Eukaryota; Viridiplantae; Streptophyta; Magnoliopsida; Caryophyllales; Amaranthaceae. The record is from RefSeq and is a predicted model, not a curated record. The transcript is spliced from 4 exons. Gene Ontology annotation, cellular component: nucleus; cytoplasm. Gene Ontology annotation, molecular function: ATP hydrolysis activity; ATP binding; AMP kinase activity.
AGAGGUCUCUCCUAUUCUCCUUACUAGUCCUCAUUAGAGAUGACAAGACAACAGAUCUUAUACCCUGUUCGGAUCCGUGGAUUUGAAUUCGAAUUUGUGCAUCCGGAUCCAUUUGACGGUUUUGGGUCCUAUUCUUUUUAUCAACACUUCGCUCCUGCCUCAUCCUCUGUAUCAUCCCAUUAUUUUAUUCUCAUUGCUCAUCUGUUCUUUCUCCCUUAAACCCUCAUUCUCUAUCUAACUGUCCCUCACCUUCGGUGCUCCCAAUCCCAAACACCUCAUAUCCACAUCCUUGUCGCACUCUCGUUGCUCCCCUAACCACCGUCCCCCGCCAGGAAAAAUUUGGAUAUAACACAUAUCCUCUCCAUGACGAGAACGAAGCCAAACAUAUUGAUAACUGGAACCCCUGGGACUGGGAAAACAACGAUGUCAUCUGCACUUGCGGAAGCUGCCCAACUUCGACAUGUGAAUAUUGGAGAAUUGGUCAAGGAAAAGAACCUACAUGAUGGUUGGGACGAGGAGCUUGACUGUCAUAUUAUUAAUGAGGAUUUGGUAUGUGACGAACUAGAAGAUAUGAUGGAAGAGGGUGGGAUAAUCGUGGAUUACCAUGGUUGUGAUUUUUUCCCUGAACGGUGGUUUGAUCGCGUUGUGGUGCUUCAAACUGAAAACUCUAUAUUGUAUGACAGGCUCAGCAAGAGAGGCUAUACUGGUUCAAAGCUUUCAAACAACAUCGAAUGUGAAAUAUUUCAAGUGUUGCUUGAGGAGGCUAAAGAUAGUUACCAUGAAGACAUAGUGGUGGCUUUAAGAAGUGACUCCAUUGACGACAUGGAUAAUAAUGUGUCGGAUUUGACAAAUUGGGUUGCAAGCUGGUGCAAUAACUCGGUCCAGAGUGAUAACAUGCACGAUUAAAGCACAUGUAGGGCGUCCUUUUCCUCCCUUCUCAUCAUUGGUUGGUCACCCUUCGGGAUUUUUUGUCUUAUGUCAAAAAGGAUUCAGAAUGCUUUGUGUGAUUAAAGUAAAAUAUAUGAGCUAGAACAAAUUUAAUUAGAGCUACUCAUUGUGAGUGACCUUUUUUCGGAGAGACGACCUCAAAACAAGGAGUUUAUAUGCAAUAAUUUUAUUAGUUGGGCUAUGUAGCCUAUGUAUGAAGAGCAUCUCACGGAGAGGCUCUCUUACACAAGAUUUUGUGAAUUUAUCAUAGUUGACGAGUUUUGAUAAUGUGAAAAUAAUAAGAGCAUUGUACAACUUUA